Messenger RNA from Gastrolobium bilobum, 726 nucleotides. Its product is annotated as MADS-box transcription factor 23-like. The record is from RefSeq and is a predicted model, not a curated record. NCBI's taxonomy places the organism in Eukaryota, Viridiplantae, Streptophyta, Magnoliopsida, Fabales, Fabaceae. Bases 1 to 726 code for a protein of 241 amino acids. The transcript is spliced from 7 exons. Gene Ontology annotation, biological process: positive regulation of transcription by RNA polymerase II. Gene Ontology annotation, molecular function: DNA-binding transcription factor activity, RNA polymerase II-specific; protein dimerization activity; RNA polymerase II cis-regulatory region sequence-specific DNA binding. Gene Ontology annotation, cellular component: nucleus.
AUGGGGAGAGGAAGGAUUGCUAUUCGAAGGAUCGACAAUUUAACAAACCGGCAAGUGACUUUCUCUAAGAGAAGAAAUGGGUUGCUGAAAAAAGCUAGAGAACUAUCCAUUCUCUGCGAUGCAGAAGUUGGAUUGAUGGUAUUCUCUUCUACUGGCAAGCUUUAUGAUUAUGCAAGCACCAGCAUGAAAUCAAUUAUUGAGCGAUAUAACAAGCAAAAGGAGGAUGAACAUCAACUAAUGGAUCCUGCUUCACAAGUCAAGUUUUGGCAGAGAGAAGCAGCAAGCUUGAGGCAACAACUGCAGGACUUGCAGGAAAGCCACAGGCAAUUGAAGGGGGAAGAACUUUCUGGUUUGGGUAUUAAAGAGCUACAACGUCUGGAAAAUCAACUGGAGAUGAGUUUGAAGGGCGUUCGCAUGAAAAAGGAUCAAAUUUUAAUUGAUGAAAUCAAUGAACUACACCAAAAGGAAAGUCACCUUCAUCAAGAAAAUGUAGAACUUCAUAAGAAGAUAGACCUCAUCCAUAAGGAAAAUGCAGAACUACAGAAGGUUAUUGAAGCAAGACGUACGGAAGAAGGAAUUACAACAUCAAAUCCUUCAUACACUAUCAGCUAUGGAUAUGAUAUACUUGAGCCUAUCAGUCUCCAGCAAAGCCAGCCACAGCCUCAAUACAGUGAAUCACCAGCCACAGCAAUGAAUCUGGGGUAUUCCCUAAAACUGAUGUUAUGA